This is a messenger RNA of Rubroshorea leprosula, 1415 nucleotides long. NCBI's taxonomy places the organism in Eukaryota, Viridiplantae, Streptophyta, Magnoliopsida, Malvales, Dipterocarpaceae. The record is from the annotation of a GenBank genome assembly.
AACAAAGCUUAAGUGCCAAAAAAGGGGGUCUGGAGUUCUUCUAGGCUUUGUAAGUUGUCAUUUCAUUUUUGGAAAAGAGAAGUUUCAUUUUUUUAAACUCCUACUGGCAUUAAAGAGCUUAAUAGUGAGUUUUCAUGUUCAUAGAUUCCAAGAACUCCCUGUCUUCUUUCCUCAAUUCCUAUAAAUAUGAAAUAGUCAUAACAACCUUUGUUUUUAUAAUAAUAGUUAUUAUCUUAGUAAUUUUAAUGUUUUCUCUUCUGUUCAGUUGGUGCUACCCAAGCUGCUGUGGAUGCUGGAUUUGUUCCCACUGACAUCUAUAGGUUAACCAUCAUUGUAAAUAGAUUGCUUUGAAGAAGUCUGGUUUUGAUAUCACCUAUCUUCAACCAAACAAAAAUGGGCGAAAUAGAAAAGAUUUGAUAGAAUAAAUGGUCAAUUGUGCAGAGUUUUAGUGCAAGUAUGCAAAACAAACAAUUAACAUGGAGUGCUUGAACACAUUACUUUCUUUUUCAUACCAUUCUGUCUGGAACUUCACAUUCUGUUUGAAAAACAUAAAAAUAUCUUCGUGUUAGGAUGCAAAUUUCACGAAAAUUUCACCACAUCGCAAUUGAACCAAAUGUGAAAUGGCUUGAAAGACCUUUAUAUCAGUUGGUCAAACUGGAAAAAUUGUGGCCCCAGAAGGAUACAUAGCAUUUGGUGUUUCAGGAGCCACCAACAUUUAGCUGGCAUGAAAGAUUCAAAGUUAACAAACAUGCAGAUGCUCCCAUUUUCCAGGUAGCGAUCAGAAUCCCUCUCUCUCUCAGCACCCACACAUCCAAACACAAAGAAGCACUUAAAGGAGGCAAUAGCCUAAAUUAUGACUAUGUAAGUUGUGAUUUGUAGUAAUUACAUAACUAACUGGCUGCAUAAAAAAUAAGAAGCUCCUGGGAAUUGAAUCUUGAUAGUAAGUUUUCUAAAUAAUCACAGUUCUGCUUGAGUUGAGCUUGUAGUGAAAUUUCUAUAUUAUAGGCACCAAGCAGAUUGAUUUUAUGCUCAGUGGUCCUUGAAAGUUAAAAUAUAAGGCAAAACCAAAUAAUGUGUAUGUUUAGCUCAGAUUCAGCUUUCCAACUCUGCAAAACAUGCUUUGCAUUUUACCUUUAACAAGCUUGUAACAGAUAUCCUAGACUUCUACCAUGUGCAUUGAGCAUUCUCGUGAUUAAUUAACUCUUGAAAUGACGGUAGCUGAUGAAGUGAUGCCAGAGUUGUGAGAGAAGCUUCCCAAGAAAAAUUGGGCCUUCCUGCUGCUGCUCCCACCUUUGAAUAAUGUAAUGUAGUGUCCUGUAUUUUGCUCUGCUUCACUUCUUUGGUAAAAUAAACGGUUUUAGGAAAUACUGGAAUUGCUUCUUUGAUGAAGUGUUAACUAAAGUUACAUGCACUGC